Molecule: messenger RNA, 630 nt
Organism: Acanthosepion pharaonis
Lineage: Eukaryota; Metazoa; Mollusca; Cephalopoda; Sepiida; Sepiidae
Source: the annotation of a GenBank genome assembly
AUGUUGCAUCGCAUCAGUCGUUAUCGUUCAGUUGAGAGUCACAUCUGCGAGACGAGGUUUUUUUUAUUUGUAUAUGUGACUUCAUAUCUUGCCCUAAAACUCCGACAUAUCUAUCUAUCUAUCUAUUUAUCUAAGAGACUCUCUCCUUCAUCAACUCCGGGUCGAUGCAGCUAUCUAUCUAUCUAUCUAUCUAUCUAUCUAUCUAUCUAUCUAUCUAUCUAUCUAUCUAUCUAUCUCAUUCGUUUUCAUUUCUUCAUCUCUUUCUUUUCUUCUUAUUUUCUCCUUAAUUUCUUCUUCUUCUUCUUCUUCUAUCUAUCUAUCUAUCUAUCUAUCUCCUUCGUUGUUAUUUCUUUAUCUGUUUCUUUUCUUCUUCUUACUUUCUUCUUCUUAUAUUCUUCUUCUUCUUUUUCUUCUUCUUCAUCUAUCUAUCUAUCUAUCUAUCUAUCUAUCUAUCUAUCUAUCUCCUUCGUUGUUAUUUCUUCAUCUGUUUCUUUUCUUCUUCUUACUUUCUUCUUCUUAUUUUCUUCUUCUUCUUCUUCAUCUAUCUAUCUAUCUAUCUAUCUAUCUAUCUAUCUAUCUAUCUAUCUAUCUAUCUAUCUAUUUGCUUUGUUUCACGUGUGUACAUCCUAG